Molecule: messenger RNA, 1023 nt
Organism: Lingula anatina
Lineage: Eukaryota; Metazoa; Brachiopoda; Lingulata; Lingulida; Lingulidae
Product: 5'-nucleotidase domain-containing protein 3
Molecular function (GO): 5'-nucleotidase activity
Source: RefSeq, a predicted model, not a curated record
GAGACAAGGGGAUGAGCUAUAUGCUGGGCAGUGACUGGAGUGACAUGUUUGAUGUCAUCAUUACUAGAGCCAGAAAACCACAGUUCUUCAGACCCAAGAGACCAUUCCGAAGUUUUGACAGAACCCUGGGGACACAGUCCUGGGGAAGAGUGACAAGUUUUGAAAAAGGACAAAUAUAUCAGGAGGGCAAUAUGGACGACCUUCAGAAAAUUACUGGCUGGCACGGUGCUAAGAUGCUUUACUUUGGGGAUCAUGUCUACACUGAUUUGGCUGAUGCCACUCUCAGUAUGGGCUGGAGAACUGGUGCAAUUAUCCCAGAAUUAGAGGGAGAGAUAAAAAAUUUCAACUCUGAAGAAUUCACGAAUGCAGUGACGUGGUUGUCUUCACUACAAGACUUGAUAGAGAAAAGUCAGGUGCUCCAUGACAGUCCUGAGGCUGAGGCUGUGCGACAAGAGUGGUUGAAAGAACGUGAUCAACUCCGAGUUGCAACCAAGGAGGUGUUCAACCCACGGUUCGGCAGUCUGUUUCGUACCUACCACAACCCCACCUAUUUCUCCCGACGUCUCUCGCGCUUUGCAGACAUCUACAUGUCCUCCCUCACCAACCUGUUAAACUACAAGUUAACUCACACGUUCUAUCCCCGGAGGGCCGCAUUGCCACAUGAGGUGCACUAUGGAUCGGGACUAGAUGGCUGCUCAAUGUGUAGAUGAGGGGUGAUCUUUACGGUAAUUACUCUAGAAUAUCUAACACCACACUUAUUUGCGAUCGGGACCCCCCUUUUCUCAAAAUGAGUUCAGGCUGAAAGUUGGUUUUAGCUUUGAGGCCAAAAUUAUAGUCUGCAUGGAUCCAUGAAAGAGCAAUGUUUGUCUGUUGAAAUGUCAUUGAAAUGUUGUACCUGUUUUAUACAAAUGAAUAUAAAAGAAAGAAACCGCUGCUUUUAAGCAGUAAUUCACUUAAUUAUAAGUUUUUGAAAUACUGCACAAAUAUUCUGAAUUAAAUAAGUCGAGAUUUAAUUUUUGGUUU